Eimeria mitis is the source of this 267-nucleotide messenger RNA. Its product is annotated as 33 kDa dynein arm light chain, axonemal, putative. Lineage: Eukaryota; Apicomplexa; Conoidasida; Eucoccidiorida; Eimeriidae. The transcript has 2 exons. The coding region runs from base 1 to 267 and encodes 88 amino acids. The record is from RefSeq and is a predicted model, not a curated record.
AUGAUUCUCGAUGGCCCCCCUAGGCCGACCCUGGUUCGCUACGGACCCUGCAUCGAAAUAGCAAUUGACUCUCCUGAGGCAGCGGCACUUCUUUCCGAGGGAUGCAACACAGAUUCCCGAGACGCCCAGGCAGUUAUCGAGCGCGUCCGCAGGGAUGCGCAAGGUUCAAGAAUCUCCGUUGAGGCCGUUCUCGAUGCUCUGUUUCCUCCUAUCAUAUGGCGGGAAGGCGAUCGUCUGUUCGUGCAGGCACGUCUCUGUGCUGUGUAA